Cylicostephanus goldi is the source of this 618-nucleotide messenger RNA. NCBI's taxonomy places the organism in Eukaryota, Metazoa, Nematoda, Chromadorea, Rhabditida, Strongylidae. The record is from the annotation of a GenBank genome assembly.
UUGCUUCGUUUCCCUAUAUGCCCAUUUGCACAACUAUUAAGAUCAUUUAAGGUCCGUUUUCACCCCUCUGUAGAUGGCUUGAGUCGCUUGGACCAGCACGUUGCCACUGCGGCUACCAGAGACGGUCUGAAGUUUCUGGACGCUUUGUUAGAAGGCAGCGACUGGACACGUCAUGAGGUGAAGCCUGUCGAUCCUCGCAUUGGUUACCUUGAGAGGAUAGCUCAUUUUCUGCAUACGCGCGAGCCUACGGUCUCUUUCAACUGUCGAAGUUUGGACCUCAUUUGGUCGCUUCAUCCGGAAUCACAUUCGAACGGGAAACUCGACAAGUUCCUAGCGGAUGUUCGUUGUUCGCUUCACAAUCACUCCAUUGCAACCGCGAUAAUUGCGAAAGUACAAACGGAACCCAGUAAAACAGGUGCUGUUGGUCAGCAAGUAGAAGUGCUUUUCAAUAAGAAUGAACUCGUAUGGCCGCUAUUGCGGUUGUCUUUACCGAAGGACUCGGAUUAUUUACUAGCUGGUACGAUAGAGGAUUGCUGGCAGGUAUCGUUAUGGUUUUACGUGCAUUAUGAGAUAAAAGGGAGCAGAAAAGGAGAAGUACUGAUUGCAAUAUUUGUUUAA